AUGAAAGUCCUCAUCGCAACACAGCCCUUCGCAGGCCACAUCAACCCAACAACCCCCCUCGCCCACGCCCUCACCCGCCGCGGCCACACCGUCACUUGGCUCACGUCCCCCUCCCACGCGCACCUCAUCACCCCCAUCCCGAACGUCCACUUCCUCCCCUCGCCCGCCUCCCUCGCAGCGCACGACUCCGUCCCCCUAAAACCAGACGAAGGCACCUCGGGCCUCGCCUCGGUAGUCUCGACCCUGCGCAGACUCUUCCUAGACAGAAUCCCAGACCAAGUAGCCGCCUACCAGGAGGUCGUAUCCGAGUUCGCGGCGGAUGUGUUGGUGGUCGACCUCACGGCCUACGGCGCCAACUGCUUCCGCGACCUCACGGGAAUCCCCUACGCCACGCUGGGGAUCAACCCCCUCGUCACGUUCGACCCGGAGUGUCCGCCGUGGGGGACGGGCUGGAGACCCCCCACGACCUUCCUCGGGCGCUGGGUCAACGCGCUCGCGCACGCCGUCGCGGGCUGGCUUUUGUAUCCCAAGCUGACCGCGGUGCUCAACGGGCACCGUGCGGAGCUGGGGCUCCCGCCGCUGCCGGGGUCCGGGUUCUACGAUACCACGCGCUCGGAUCUGUUACAUAUCAUGCCGACGACCCCGGCGUUCGAGUUCCCGCGGGCGUUCUACCCGUCCGUGAAGUUCGUCGGGCCGCUGCUCCCGCUCUUCGAAGACGAAGCGGUUCCGGCGUGGUGGGACGAGAUGCUGGCGCAUCCGAGGGAGAAGGUGGUCCACGUCACGCAGGGCACCUACGCGACCGACGCGGCGAACCUGAUCGGCCCCACCCUCUCGGCGCUCCGGGACCGGGACGACCUCCUCGUCAUCGUCACAACCCCCGACGCGGAGAAGGUGCUGCCCGCGGGGUCCCUCCCCUCCAACGCGCGCGUGGCCUCGUUCGUCCCGCACGCGAAGCUGCUGCCGCACGUGGGCGCGAUGGUGACGAACGCGGGCUACGGCGGGGUCCUCGCGGCGCUGAGCUGCGGGGUGCCGAUGGUGUGCGCGGGGCGGAGCGAGGACAAGGCGGACGUGAGCUCGCGGGUGGCGUGGAGCGGGGCCGGGAUCGACCUGGGUACGGACGCGCCGGGGGAGAGGGCGCUCAGGGAUGCGGUGGGCAGGGUGCUGGGGGAGGAUAAAUACCGCAGGGCGGCGGAGAGGGUGCGUGAUGAUUUUGCGAGGCACGACGGGCCGAAUGAGGCGGUCGACGCGCUUGAGGAGAUUGUUGCGCGUUGUCGGAGAUGA
Colletotrichum karsti is the source of this 1281-nucleotide messenger RNA. Its product is annotated as mgt family. NCBI's taxonomy places the organism in Eukaryota, Fungi, Ascomycota, Sordariomycetes, Glomerellales, Glomerellaceae. Bases 1 to 1281 code for a protein of 426 amino acids. The transcript has a single exon. The record is from RefSeq and is a predicted model, not a curated record. Gene Ontology annotation, molecular function: UDP-glycosyltransferase activity.